Drosophila melanogaster (fruit fly) is the source of this 1683-nucleotide messenger RNA. RefSeq lists its product as uncharacterized. NCBI's taxonomy places the organism in Eukaryota, Metazoa, Arthropoda, Insecta, Diptera, Drosophilidae. Gene Ontology annotation, molecular function: N-acetylglucosamine-6-sulfatase activity. Gene Ontology annotation, biological process: glycosaminoglycan metabolic process. Bases 77 to 1555 code for a protein of 492 amino acids. The record is from RefSeq and is marked reviewed. The transcript has 4 exons.
ACAACACUGCACUUGCAAGCCGGGCUUUGUUAUCGCACAAAUUUUAUGUAAACAAAAGAAAACUUCGAUCUGCUCCAUGAUCACCUUAGCCCCUCUGAUCGUCCUAGUCCUCGCUUGCCUGGGAAACACGGCCAGCGAGAAGUUGCCCAACAUUCUGCUGAUCCUGUCCGACGAUCAGGAUGUGGAGCUGCGCGGUAUGUUUCCCAUGGAGCAUACGAUCGAAAUGCUGGGUUUCGGUGGCGCCCUGUUCCACAACGCCUACACGCCCUCGCCCAUCUGCUGUCCGGCGAGGACGAGUCUGCUGACGGGCAUGUAUGCGCACAAUCACGGCACCCGGAACAAUUCCGUAAGUGGUGGAUGCUACGGACCGCACUGGCGGCGUGCCCUGGAGCCCCGGGCUUUGCCAUACAUCUUGCAGCAGCACGGAUACAACACCUUCUUUGGCGGGAAGUACUUGAAUCAGUACUGGGGCGCUGGGGAUGUGCCAAAGGGUUGGAAUAACUUCUACGGCCUUCACGGGAACUCUAGAUACUAUAACUACACACUGCGCGAAAAUACCGGCAACGUGCACUACGAGUCGACCUACCUAUCCGAUCUGCUAAGAGAUCGCGCCGCUGACUUUCUAAGAAAUGCUACACAAUCCUCGGAACCGUUCUUCGCGAUGGUCGCCCCACCGGCAGCCCAUGAACCCUUCACUCCGGCACCAAGACAUGAGGGUGUGUUCUCCCAUAUCGAAGCCCUGCGCACACCCAGCUUCAAUCAAGUUAAGCAGGAUAAGCACUGGUUGGUGCGAGCAGCACGUCGUCUGCCCAACGAAACCAUCAACACCAUAGACACGUAUUUCCAGAAACGCUGGGAAACGCUGCUGGCCGUGGACGAACUGGUCGUCACCUUGAUGGGAGUGCUAAACGAUACGCAAUCGUUGGAGAACACCUACAUUAUCUACACCUCGGAUAACGGCUACCAUGUGGGGCAGUUUGCACAGCCCUUCGAUAAGAGACAGCCCUACGAAACGGAUAUUAACGUACCGCUGCUAAUCCGGGGACCUGGAAUAGCACCUGAGAGCCACAUUGACACUGCCGUCAGUCUAGUGGACUUGGCACCGACUAUAUUGGCCUGGGCCGACAUCGACACACCAUCCUACAUGGAUGGGCAAUCAUUUCACGAGCUUUUGCUCAACAAAAGGCGAAGGGUUCCAUUUUUCGAGCGUUCCCUGUUGAUCGAGUACUGGGGCGAGGGAACUCUGGCCACCUUUAAUCCUGAAUGCCCUUGGCCAGAAAAGGAUCGAUUGGCGCAGUGCACCCCCGCAGCGGAUUGCCAUUGCCAGGAUGCAUGGAACAACACCUACGCCUGCUUAAGAAAUAUUCGCCAUCGCGAGGAUCGCAUUUACUGCGAAUUUCGGGAUAACGAGAACUUUUUGGAGGCAUAUGACCUGCAACUGGAUCCCUUUCAAAUGACCAACAUUGCCUACGAUCUGCUGCCCAUUGAACGAGCUUUGUAUUCGUUGCGUCUCAAGAAUCUCACACAGUGUUCGGGCCACUCGUGUUUUGUAUAGAUAUAUGCAUAUUACUCCUAGCCAAAUAGUAAUCCAAAACCAAAUUCAAGUCCGCUGGGCGCAUAUAGAUUUCAUAUUCAGAUAUCAUGUGAUUUAUGUUGCUAUAUACAUAGUCUCAUAUUAAUCGU